Apis dorsata (giant honeybee) is the source of this 4252-nucleotide messenger RNA. RefSeq names its product probable sodium/potassium/calcium exchanger CG1090. The transcript has 9 exons. NCBI's taxonomy places the organism in Eukaryota, Metazoa, Arthropoda, Insecta, Hymenoptera, Apidae. Gene Ontology annotation, cellular component: membrane. The record is from RefSeq and is a predicted model, not a curated record. Gene Ontology annotation, molecular function: calcium, potassium:sodium antiporter activity; calcium channel activity. Bases 577 to 2553 code for a protein of 658 amino acids. Gene Ontology annotation, biological process: calcium ion transmembrane transport; intracellular calcium ion homeostasis.
AAAGAGAGGAGGGGGGGGGACAAAAAAUACGUAAAAAUAAAAUAAAAGAUAAGGGAUGUGAAAGCAUAAGAUUUUCAUAUUGUCGGAAUAUUUUAUACGGCAUAAGAAUGUCUGAAUCAUCGAUGAAAGGACACAACGAUAUUGGACGUUGUAUUAAGUCGAGGGUGGUUCAGUAAGCACGACACCUACGUUUCCAAGAAGACGACGCCUACGUACCGCGCAAACACGUCGAGAACGCAUUGUAACUGACAGUUUUUAUGCAAAUCAAUAAUUCGAGUACGACGCAGCGAUAAAGUUUGCCUUUACUUUAAUAGAAAUAUUUAAUAUCUCUGUUUUCGAACAACGGUAACAACGACGUUGACGGUACGCAACACUUGGCACUCGAUAACGAGUUUUCUUCGCGAUAGAAAUCUUCACAGGAUUAUUGAGUGUAAAAAAAAAGAAUCAAAAGGGUGUUUUCGAUUAUUAAAUGGCUGAUUAUUAAACCACCUUUUCCGUGACAAUAAUCGGUGCUGCGAUUGCAUGUUUUAAGACAUUUGAGAAAGACAUUGGCGACGUCGAAUUUGCUGGUGCAUAAUGUGCAACGUUUCUGAGAAAGGGUCGAAGACAAUGAGGCGAAUUCAGUUACAAAGUAAUUCGCGGCGCAAAAGACGGCCUUUGCGCAUAGGUCUCUUCAUCGUAUAUGUGUUAGUUCAGUACAUCACUUGUGCAAAAAUACCUGAAGAGCUAACUUCCACUUAUCCCAGUUCUACGGAUCACGAAGAAAAUUGGACCGUGGAAUCUACCUUGGAGUCGUUUACAACCACGGUUGAGAUUGAGGCAACGAAUAAGGAGUCGUUAUCGGUGGAAAGCGUAGCGAAGGAAAUAGAAAAUGAAAAAAAUGAAGGGACGAACAAGGAGGAGGAAGGGGGCGAGAAGCAACGAGAACAGGAGAAAGGCAACGAAGAAAAGAUAAAGGAAGAAGAAAAAUCGAAGGAAGAGCAUGAAAAGUCAAAGGAGGAAUUAGCAGGAAAGGCGGUAGCCCCUAAGAAAGAAGUCACAACGAUUUCAUCUAAGAAUGUUCCUAGAACCACAACGGUUCCGUCAACGACCACUGUAAAAUACGAACGAGCAACAUGGAGACCGAGAAGAGAAAACUGUUCACCACCAGCGAUCGAACAAUUUCCACGGCCUUUAAUGGGUCCGGAAGCUAGGAAACACGGUGGAUUAAUCAUUCAUAUCUUAGCCGCAAUCUACACUUUUCUAGGCCUUGCCAUCGUUUGCGACGAUUACUUUGUCUCCAGUUUGGACCGAAUUUGCGAAGAACUACGAUUGUCUCCGGAUGUUGCUGGAGCAACUUUCAUGGCUGCGGGUUCCUCAGCCCCGGAAUUGGCAACUGUGGUAAUCGGUGUUUUCUUUGCCAAAGAUGAUAUUGGAAUAAGCGGUGUGAUUGGAAGCGCAGUAUUCAAUAUAAUGUUCGUAAUAUCGGUUUGCGGGCUUUGCACAACAACAGUGUCAAAAUUGAAUUGGUGGCCCCUUUGCCGGGAUUGUUUCUUUUACGCGGUAUCGAUAUUGGUAAUGCUCGGUACAAUUUACAACGAAUCAAUAUCAUGGAUGGAAUCCUUGUUCAUGUUGAUUAUGUACGGUGUGUAUUGUAUAGCGUUAUCUUUCAACACUAGAUUGGAACGAUGGGCGAAAUCUUACAAUAUACCUUUUCUACCAAAAGACGAUGAACCCGCGGAAGAAAGCGCUCUCGUUAGUUACAGAUCGUUGCAAGAGGAUCGAUUGUCAUACACAGGGCCUUGUUCUCCUACGGAUCAAUAUAAAACUCAUGAAGCGGCAACAGGAGGACCAACCGCACCUGAAACGAACGAAGCAGCACCUCCGAAACAACCAGAGUAUUACAAAGCGAAGGAACCAGAUCCAAACGAAAUAUCGCCUUUGGAGAAGCCUACAGAUGGCAGCAAAUGGACACUUUUCACUUGGGGCCUUGUUUACCCGAUUCAUUUCAUGUGCCGUGCAACGAUGCCAGAUUGCCGCCAAGAAAAAUUUCGCAAUUGGUAUCCCUUUACCUUCUGCGUAUCGAUGGUUUGGAUCAGUUUCUAUAGUUACAUCAUGGUGUGGAUGAUCACGAUUAUAGGCAGUACUCUCGGUAUACCCGACACGAUGAUGGGUUUGACGUUUGUCGCUGCUGGCGUCAGCGUGCCUGAUGCUCUUUCAUCGUUAGCGGUGAUUAAAGAAGGGCUUGGUGACAUGGCGGUGAGCAACGCGGUUGGAAGUAAUGUCUUCGAUAUUCUAGUUUGUCUCGGGCUUCCUUGGUUUAUACAAACUGCGAUGAUACAGCCAGGCUCGCACGUGAACGUCACUAGCCGAGGUCUGACAUAUUCGACAGUAUCUUUACUGUCAACAGUGAUAUUCUUAGUAUUAGCGACCCAUUUGAAUGGCUGGAAGUUAGAUCGACGAUACGGAGUGAUACUGAUGAUUUGGUACUUGGUGUUUAUCACAUUUGCCUCACUCUACGAGUUAAAUAUCUUUGGUGAAAUGAAUCCUCCGUCAUGCUAUAGCACGUUUUAAAAAAGGAAAAAAACGUGAUUGAAUUACACGCAUAGAAGGAUGACGAGGAAAAUGAAGCAUGAGAAAUGAGAUUGAAGAGGAGGAUGAGAAAGAGUAGAAGAGGGGAUACGUGUACGUGUGUUUGUGAAUAUGUGUGCGUGUGUGUAUGUGUGUGUGCAUACAAGCAACCGACAGCAUGCUCGAUGAAAAUGUUCUCAUUGCAUUCGAUCUCAUUACAUUAUAUACAUGCCAUUACGGUUAAACCAUAAUGAAAGAUUUUUCGAAUACUUUUUUAUAAUUCUUACAUUUCUUUUCCUCUUGUUUCUUUCUUCUUAUUAUAUUAUAUUUCUUCUUCUUUUUUUUAUUCCUUUUUUUUUCUUUUGCCUUCUGUUUCCAAUCUUGUUUCUACUUUUUCGCUUUUUAUUCUACUUUAAUUUCUAUCUAUAAAUCAGAAUUGCAAGAAGUAAGAAAGGAAUGGGAAAAAAAAAAAUUACAAGAUUAAAAAUUUGCAGCAAGAUCGAAGCGUUUCUUAAAUACGUUUGUCUCGGGAUCUAUUUAUAAACAUGUAUAAGUAAGUACUUGUAUGAUUCGUUUUUUUACUUUCUUUAAAUCGAUUUAUUCAAAUUUGAGCGAUAUAUCUUCCACAGUUUCCACAGAAAUAACAUAAAUUUCACUUUUCAAUCUUCGCGAACGAACAAGUUUCUCAGUAUUCCAUUGAAUAUUUCUCUUCCACUCGUUGUUUUGCAAAAUGUUAAUCGAGCCUUCUUUUAAAAAAAGAGAAUAAAACGGAAAAAUAGAAAAAAAAAAAAAUAACAAACGCAAAAAAUCAUAGAAGGCUUACUCGUAAAAUAACGUUAGCAUAAUUUGUAUGCUUGAAAACGAUUAAACGGACAAUACAUUUACAGUAUUAAAACGUUAAUAACGUUAAUAAAUAUUAGGCCAUUUAGAAUACUUACAAUAGAAAGAUAGAAGUGUUUCGAUUGAUCGAAUUAACUUUUCGAAUCGUCGAUGAACAAAAUAUUGCAGACUGAAGACUCGAGACAAUCGUUUUUGUUACUUACAUAAAUCUUUUAUUUCGAUUUUACGGGACGCGUUAUCCCCUUUCAAAGCUGUUUUAUUAUUCGACUCUUCCCUAUUCUAGUUUUACGAUAAAAUUACUUUUCCAAUUGAAAGCGAUUCUUUGCUUCCCUUUAUAUCUAUAUAUAUUAUAUAUACACUUAUAUAUAUAUGAUUAUUCAUUAUACGCAUUUUAAAUAUUUUUCGCAACUUGACAUCGAGUCGAUUUCCUUGCAUCAUUCGUCCGUCCGUGCGAUUAUUAAUUCGUUCAUUCGUGUUUUCAUUUCCUUUCCUCGUUAAUUUUUUGCAUAUUAAUACAUGUAGCAGUGUACACUAGCAUACAAAUAAUUAUAUUAUCGUUUUAAAAAUAAUUGUUCUCUUAUUGUAAUCCGCAUUGUUUUUUGAUCACGCACAUAUAUGCGAUGUACACACACGUAUUUUCAUAUAGAUACGUGUGUGCGUAUGUUGAUUUGAUGAACGAAUUCUUUUCAAUUAUUACGAGAAAGGAUCAGCUCCAUCUAUUCGCGCGGAAAAAACUUGACUUUCCUAAAAACAGUUUUUUGACAGAUUUUUCUAAUUAACGCAUUAAUUAUAAAAAAUUAGUAUAUUAGAUAAAACGAUUAAAUCCAAUGAUAAUAAUUCGUGUUCGUUCGAACCAACAAAA